Molecule: messenger RNA, 828 nt
Organism: Protopterus annectens (West African lungfish)
Lineage: Eukaryota; Metazoa; Chordata; Ceratodontiformes; Protopteridae
Product: lectin-like
Exons: 6
Coding region: 118-609 (163 amino acids)
Molecular function (GO): signaling receptor activity
Source: RefSeq, a predicted model, not a curated record
UUUGGUCUGUAUAAAUAGCUUCCUUUUUAAUGAUCAUAUUCUGGAGGAUCGCCUGUCUGCCUGCUUGCUGACCUACUAAGUAUCUACUCUGACGACAUAACAUUUAUAUUCUCCAACAUGACAUGUGUUACCUUCCUAGCUUUGAUAGCAGGUACAAUAAUACUGCACCAAGUCUCACAAAUUAAUUCACAACAUUGUGACAGUGGUUGGACUUAUGUUUCUGAUGGCUGGUACAAAUACAUUCCCGCAAAAAUGAUGUGGGCCGACGCAGAGGACUACUGCCAACAGCUUUCACCUCCUGGACAUCUUGCUUCCCUACAUAGUAAAAAGACAGAAGAUUCCUUGAAAGAACUCAUUUUGAACAUUGAGAAAUCUUUACCAUGGACAUGGAUAGGUGGCCAUGAUAUGUUUAAGGACCGCAAAUUCAUGUGGACAGAUGGCUCUCCAUUGGACUAUACAAACUGGCUCUCUAAUGAACCAAAUAACUACCAAGGCACAAGGGAAGCUUGUAUGAUGAUGAACUAUGCUGACUCUAACCAGUGGAAUGACGCAGUCUGCGCUACCCCGAUGUCUUUUGUAUGCAAAGCUUCCAGAAUGCACAGAAGUUGAAUAGCACUUCAGCAACUGAUAACCUUAAAUAAACAUUCUGGAUAUGAUUCCUGAAUUAAGUCAUUUAUUUGCUUGCUGCACACAUAUUCCUCAGCUUUGUGGCUAAUAAGUCUAAUUAUGAAAUUAUUUUAAAUCUUGAAACUGUCUGUAUUAUGUGAAAUUUGAGGUUUUGGAAAAAUAUUUCUUUCUUUAAGUUAAUAAAUAUGCUUAUUUGCUUUA